This is a messenger RNA of Peromyscus leucopus (white-footed mouse), 3254 nucleotides long. It is a transcript of the gene Adgre5, whose product is annotated as adhesion G protein-coupled receptor E5. Gene Ontology annotation, molecular function: G protein-coupled receptor activity; calcium ion binding. Gene Ontology annotation, cellular component: membrane. Gene Ontology annotation, biological process: cell surface receptor signaling pathway; adenylate cyclase-activating G protein-coupled receptor signaling pathway. NCBI's taxonomy places the organism in Eukaryota, Metazoa, Chordata, Mammalia, Rodentia, Cricetidae. The transcript has 20 exons. The record is from RefSeq and is a predicted model, not a curated record. The coding region runs from base 169 to 2721 and encodes 850 amino acids.
GCGCGCGAUGGGUCGCGUUUGUUCCAGGCGCGGGCGCGCGCCGCGCCCUGGGGCUGUUUCCCCGGCACUUUCCUGUUACUUUCCAGCGGGGAGGACAGUUCCGGGGAGGGCCCUGCCCACGCCCGGUGCAUAAAGGCCCAGCCCAGCCACCGCCCGCCGCCAGCCCAGAUGCCGUCCGUCCGUCCGUUCCGCGCCACCAUGAGCUCCCACCGCGGCCUCCUGAUCGGGGCAGUGGUGUGCAUCCUGCUGAGCCUGUCAGGAGCUCAAACCCAGAGGAAUCCGAACUGCCCCGCCUGGAAGUGCCCUCCGGACUCAGAAUGUGUCAAUUCCAGUAGCUGUCGAUGCAUGGCAGGCUUCUCAAGUUUCAAUGAGCUCAUCACUAAAGCCACCGAGAGCUGUGAAGACAUCAAUGAGUGCCUUCAGAACAAUGUGAUCUGUGGACCGUUCGCCACGUGCAAUAACUCACCGGGAAGCUACAACUGCUCAUGCAACCUGGGAUUUCGGCUCCUUUCUGGGAAAGAAUACUUUGCUAACAAGAGCGAGAACACCUGUCGAGGAGCACGUUCUGCUGCAGUGUCUGCCCUCUUCCCAGCAUCAGUGGACACUGGGGUGACACCUGCCCCCUCCAGGAGCCAUACAGUUACUGCUGCGCCUGGAAACCAACCUAAGCAGCCUGCUACAGUACACCCACGGACACAGCCUGGAGACCCAGGAGAAAAGACACCCAAGGAUGUGGAUGAAUGCACCUCCGGGCUAAACCACUGCCACCCAUCCACCCAUUGCAUCAACAAGUUGGGCAGCUAUUCUUGCAUCUGUCGCCAAGGCUGGAAACCUGUUCUUCAGUCCCCCAAUGGCCCAAUCAACACAGUGUGUGAAGAUGUGAAUGAGUGCAGCUCUGGGCAACAUGAGUGUCACAGCUCCACCAUCUGCAUCAACACCUUGGGUUCCUACAAGUGCCGCUGCCGCCCAGGUUGGAAGCCAACCUCUGGGUCCCUCAAUGGUCCAAAGAACACCACCUGCCAAGGACAGCCCUUCCCUAUCUGGACACUGCCGCUCACAGCCGAGAGCCAGAGUCUCUCUCUAUUCUCUGUUGAAGUCCAGAAUCUGCUCAGAGACUUCAGUCCAGCCACAGCCAACUACACCAUCCAGAAACUCAUUGAGGCCGUGGACAAGCUGCUGGAAGGCCCCAUGGAUAAAGAGAAUCUAACCACCACUGAACGGCACCAAGUGGCCACUCAGUUGCUCAAGAAUAUGGAGCAAAGCCUUCGGACCCUGGCCCAGUUCUUACCCAAAGGCCCCUUUGCCUACACAUCCCCUUCCAACACUGAACUGUCCCUGAUGAUCAAGGAGCAAGACAACAAAGAUGUUACCACAGUGCACUACAGCCAAGGUUGGAUGAAACUGGACUGGGCUGUGACAGCCGGAUCCAAGAGCUCAGAAAAUGGCUACUCCUUGGCUGGCAUCCUGUCCAUUCCAAACCUGCAGAAGCUGCUGGCUCAUGCCUCCAUGAACCUGAGCCAGAGUCGGGAUAUGUUGAAGGAACACUUCGGAGGACAAGUUCUAGGUGUUUCACUCACGCCCCUCUCAAACGUCACUUCCAUUUUUCUGACCAACACGGACACUGGGAAGCUGGCCUCGAACGUCACAUUCAGCUUCUCCUUCCGUCCUGUGUCAAGGGAGCCACGUAAAGAGCUGACAUGUGCCUUCUGGGACACUGGUGACGAUGGGAGAGGGCGCUGGGCCACCGACGGCUGUUCAAUGAAUGUCACCACCGGUCUCUGCCACUGUAACCACCUGAGCAGCUUUGCCAUCCUGAUGGCCCAGUACCAUGUGAAGGACCCGAGACUGGAGUUGAUCACCAAGGUGGGGCUAUCGCUUUCCCUGGUCUGCCUGCUGCUGUGUAUCGUGACCUUCCUCCUGGUGAAGUCCAUCCAGAGCUCUCGAACCAUGGUGCACCUGCACCUGUGCAUCUGCCUUUUCCUGGGCUCCGUCAUAUUUCUGGUGGGCGUCGAGAACGAAGGGGGCCUGGUGAGCACGCGCUGCCAAAUGGUAGCAAUGCUGCUACAUUACUUAUUCCUGGCUGCCUUCUGCUGGAUGGCCCUGGAAGGCGUAGAGCUCUACUUCCUUGUGGUGCGUGUGUUCCAGGGCCAAGGCCUGAGUACACUGUGGCGCUGCCUGAUCGGCUAUGGGGUGCCCCUCCUCAUUGUGGCCAUCUCAGCAGCUUCCAGAAUGGACGGAUAUGGGCACGAAACAUACUGCUGGUUGAACUUUAGGAUAGGUGGCUUUCUCUGGAGCUUUGUGGGACCCCUGGCCUUCAUCAUUUUUUGUAACUCGGCCAUUUUCGUGAUCACUGUCUGGAAGCUCACAACCAAGUUUUCUGAAAUCAACCCAAACAUGAAGAAACUAAGGAAGGCCAGGGUGCUGACCAUCACGGCCAUUGCCCAGCUCAUGGUGCUGGGCUGUACCUGGGUCUUCGGCCUGCUCCUCUUUGACCCCGACAGUACAUGGCUCUCCUACAUCUUCACCCUGCUCAACUGCCUGCAGGGCCUCUUCCUCUUCGUGACGCUCUGCCUGCUCAACAAGAAGGUGAGGGAAGAGUACCGAAAGUGGGCCUGCAUGGUUGCUGGCAACAAGUACUCGGAGUUCAGCUCCUCCACAACAGGCACCGGCUCCAGCCAGAGUCAAACUCGGGCUCUCAGGCCCUCAGAAUCAGGAAUGUGAAGGCCAGUUCCAGCCAGGUCAGCAGCACACACUCAAGGCUGUCACGCUUCUGCCUUCUGUUCCUGCCACUUCCCAGCUUUGGCCCCAUUUCUGAUAGAGAAGGGAUGGAUGGACACCUGGCAGUGAGUUCCGCAGCAGGGUAAAAGGGCCAUUGGACCUGCUUCUGGUUGCCUCUUUGCCCCAUCACAGCUAAUGCCUACCACAGAAACGGAAGCCAGCUAGCACAGACCUGCGGCCACUGCCCUGGUACAUGAAGCAGGCAGUCCUAGGGAGAGUGUGCAGGUCCCUUAACCUGGGCUCUUCGCAACUAUCGUUAGCACAGAAGAGGCCAGGGUACUGGGUUCAAUUUCCUUAAGCUAAGACUGAUGAUAUGUCAGCCAUUGAUUCUGCCUGCUGCUGAGGCUCACGGUACAGAGGCGCAGCUGCCCCACUUCAGGGCAGAAGGGUCUCACAGUUAGAAGGUUAUAUGUUUUGUAAUCUUUUUAAAACUUCUCGAUGUUGACACAUAACAUUAAAUAUACUGAUGAAAAAAA